Molecule: messenger RNA, 1319 nt
Organism: Phymastichus coffea
Lineage: Eukaryota; Metazoa; Arthropoda; Insecta; Hymenoptera; Eulophidae
Gene: mRF1
Product: peptide chain release factor 1-like, mitochondrial
Exons: 3
Coding region: 78-1307 (409 amino acids)
Biological process (GO): translational termination
Molecular function (GO): translation release factor activity
Source: RefSeq, a predicted model, not a curated record
UAUCACACACAACACACCACACACAAACGGCGUGAAAAACUAUUCUUCCUUAUGAAUGAAAGUUGAUUCAAGUGAUAAUGACAAUAGGGAAUGGUACUAUAGCAGUUUUUUUACAUAGUCGGAGAUUUUACAAGUACUGGAGAAUUCUCGAACGAAGCAAUAACAGUUACACUGAUUGGACUACUAACCUAACAUUGCGGCCUCGAAUAUUCUUUCAAAAUGUCAGCAGAUGUAUGUCAGUUGCUUACUCUAUAUUACCAGAAAAUGAUGUGAAAAAAUUUUUCGAAUAUCUAAUUAAAGCUUACAAAAAUGGAAAUAGCACUGAUUUUGAUAAACUACUAGAAUAUCAUCCGAUUAAGAAGUUAUUGAAUGAAAGGAUGAACCUUCUAGACAGUAUUAAAAGUGUAAUAGAACUAGCACAAAAUUCUGAGCUUGCAACGCUUGCUAGAGAGGAAAGAGAAACUUACGAAUUACAGUUAAAAAAAGUUGAUGACGAGCUAUCUAGAUUAAUACUUGAAAAUUUAGGAAAAGAACAUUAUGAUGAUAUUAUUCUAGAAAUUACCGCAGGUGUUGGAGGACAGGAAGCAAUGCUUUUUGUCAAAGAUCUUUUGGAAAUGUACAUAAAACAUAUUGGGCACUUGGGUUUCAGUUAUGAUAUUAUUGACUUAGACGACUCUGAAAAGGGUGGAGUUAGGCAUGCCAGUUUGAUGAUAUCCGGUAGAAAUGCUUUUCAUCAAUUCAAACACGAAGGUGGAGUUCACAGAGUUCAACGAGUUCCUGCAACCGAAAAAUCUGGAAGAAUCCACACAAGUGUUGUUUCAGUAGCAAUUCUACCUCAACCCAGUGAAAUCGAUAUACAAAUAGAUCCUAAAGACUUGAGAAUAGAUACUAUGAGAGCAAGUGGAGCUGGAGGACAACACGUAAACACUACAAAUUCUGCUGUGAGAAUAGUUCAUAUACCCAGUGGAACAGUCGCAGAGUGUCAAACAAAUAGAUCACAAAUGAAAAACAAGGAAUUGGCUAUGGCAAAAUUAAGGGCCAAAAUAUAUCAGGAGAAGCUAGAUAAACAGUUGAAAAGUACUAAAGGCAUGCGUAAACAGCAAAUGGGAAGCGGGGAGAGACAUGAAAAAAUUAGAACUUACAACUAUCCUCAAGACAGAAUAACAGACCACAGACUUUCAAAUUGCACCAUGCACAAUUUAGAAGGAUUUCUGAAAGGUGGUGGGACAUUGGAAAAACUGCAUGUAAAGCUUCAACAAAUUGUACAGCAUAAGAUGUUAUUGGAAGCUAUAAAAGAUCUUGAAUAAGAGCCACAUCCA